CACACUUGUUCAUCACAGCUUCCGUGGCUAACUAAACAUGGCAGCGUUCCACCCAGCCAAGACGCUCUCCUUCUUCCUCCUGCUCUCGUUCUUAUUCCUUGCCCGCUCCGACUCUCCGCCCGCCACGCCGGUGCCGCCGUCGACGGCGUGCAACGAGACAACAGACCCUACAUUCUGCCGGUCCGUGCUCCCGGCGAACGGCACCAACAACCUCUACACUUACGGCCGCUUCUCCGCCGCCAGGUCCCUCGCCAAUGCCAACAAGUUCCUAGGCCUCGUCAACCGGUACCUAGCCCGCCGCAGCGGCCUCUCCGCCGGCGCGGUCGCCGCGCUGCAGGACUGCCAGCUCCUCUCCGGGCUCAACAUCGACUUCCUGUCCGCCGCCGGCUCCACGCUCAACACGACCAACACGCUCCUUGACCCGCAGGCCGAGGACGUGCAGACGCUCCUGUCGGCGAUACUGACCAACCAGCAGACCUGCGCCGACGGCCUGCAGGCCACCGCGUCGGCGUGGUCCGUGCGCAACGGGCUCGCCGUGCCCAUGGCCAACAGCACCAAGCUCUACAGCAUCUCUCUGUCGCUCUUCACCAGAGCGUGGGUGCCUCCCAGGCACAAGGGGAAGAAGCCGUCGACGAAGCCGCCCCGCCACGGCAGGGGCCUGUUCGACGCCACCGACGACGAGAUGGUGCGCAGGAUGGCCGUCGAGGGGACCGCGGCGGCGGUGUCGGUGGUCAGAGCGGUGACGGUGGACCAGAGCGGUGCGGGCAACUACACCACCGUCGGGGAUGCGGUGGCGGCGGCGCCCACCAAUCUUGACGCGACCAGCGGAUACUUUGUCAUAUACGUGGCCGCGGGAGUCUACGAGGAGAAUGUGGUGGUGCCCAAGAACAAGAAGUAUGUCAUGAUGAUCGGUGACGGCAUCGGCCAGACGGUGAUCACUGGCAAUCGGAGCGUGGUCGACGGCUGGACCACCUUCAACUCCGCCACCUUUGCUGUGCUCGGGCAAGGGUUCGUGGCGGUGAACAUGACAUUCCGCAACACGGCCGGCCCGGCGAAGCACCAGGCGGUGGCGCUCCGGUGCGGCGCGGACCUGUCCACGUUCUACCAGUGCAGCUUUGAGGGGUACCAGGACACGCUCUACACCCACUCCCUCCGCCAGUUCUACCGCGCGUGCGACAUCUACGGCACCGUCGAUUACGUCUUCGGCAACGCCGCCGUCGUCUUCCAGGACUGCACCCUCCACAACCGGCUGCCCAUGGCCGGCCAGAGCAACACCAUGACGGCGCAGGGACGCAGCGACCCGAACCAGAACACGGGCACCAUCAUCCAGGGCUGCUCCAUCGUGGCCGCGCCGGAGCUCGCCGCCAACACCGCCUUCGCCACGACCAACUACCUCGGCAGGCCGUGGAAGCUCUACUCGCGCACGGUGAUCAUGCAGUCCUUCGUGGCGGGCAUCGUCGACCCGGUAGGGUGGAUGCCGUGGGACGGCGACUUCGCACUGAGCACGCUCUACUACGCCGAGUACGACAACUCAGGCCCUGGAUCGGAUACGAGCAGGAGGGUGAACUGGCCAGGGUACCAUGUGCUCAACAGCACCGUGGACGCCGCCAACUUCACCGUCGGCAACAUGGUGAUCGGGGACUUCUGGCUGCCGCAAACCGGCGUGCCUUUCACCAUCGGGCUCAUUUGAUCCAUAAUAAGUCACAUUUUGCUAUAGAUAUGUCAUAUGUGCAUGACUCGGUCCAGAUACUACGUUUUUUUUGCUAACUAGCCAGGUGGCCACCGCAUUGCGAGGGCAUCCACUAAAGUUCAAUCAAUGUAUCCUAAACUUAAAUUUAUGGAAUCUAUAGAUAUUAAAAAUAAAAUUUCUAAACCA
Messenger RNA from Lolium rigidum, 1876 nucleotides. Its product is annotated as pectinesterase-like. The transcript is spliced from 2 exons. Gene Ontology annotation, molecular function: pectinesterase inhibitor activity; pectinesterase activity. Gene Ontology annotation, biological process: cell wall modification. The record is from RefSeq and is a predicted model, not a curated record. Lineage: Eukaryota; Viridiplantae; Streptophyta; Magnoliopsida; Poales; Poaceae. Bases 38 to 1690 code for a protein of 550 amino acids.